AUGGAGCUAUCACGCCAGGAGUAUCCGGCCAUGCUGGAACGGCUGCAACCAGCUAGCGCGGUAUCGAAGUUCAAUGAACGAGUGAAGCGGAUUGGGAAGACUAAUAGCGAAAUCGCAGACUGGUUACAGGAGCGACGCAGGAUUGAGGAUGCAUAUGUCCAAGGGCUGCGAAAGCUAGCUAAGAGGCCUCUGGCAGAAGUUGGGCAGGAUCUUGGUGUUUUCGACGUGCCUUGGAAAAAGAUAGUCAUCGCGACGGACGAAAUCGCCAGCUCUCAUCACACACUAUCGCAGCGGAUCGAAGAAGAUGUCGAGAAACCACUUCGGGCCUUUGCGGCGAACAGUCGAGAAAUGCAAGGCAUAACAACCAUACAGGGAAACUUGACAUCAAUGGCAAAAGAGCUAGAUGAGGCCCAGGAGAAAUCAGACAAAUUAAGCAAGAAGGGUGGAAAAGCAAGCGCGGCAAAAGUGGAAAAGGCAUCUACACAGCUGCAGAUUGCCGAACAGCAAUGGAAUUCGCAAGCUCCAUUCGUGUUCGAGACGCUCCAGGCAUUGGACGAAACGAGACUGAAUCAUCUUCGAGAUGUCCUUACUCAAUAUACGACUCACCAGACGGAUCUCAUGCAGAGGAACACGACUGCGGUGGAGCAAACCUUGAAUUCUCUGUUGGAAAUAAACACCAGCCAGGAGAUUAAGAAUUGGUCGCAAGCCGGUAUGAUGGGGAAACCAGAGAGGCGAAUGACGAGACAGCAGUCCACCGCCGAGAGUACUACUGCUCCAUCGAUGGCAGCUUCGACUAUGCCACCUCCUCCUACACCUGGGUCUAAUCAAGGAGACGAUCGGAGUCAACAUUCUAGCAGGCCCGAGAAAGAAAAUCUCAAAAGCCGAUUUGGAACUAUGCUGGGUCGACGACGCCAAAGCAUACAUGGCUCUCUACCAACAUUUGGACGAGCUCCUUCACCAUCUAAGGGUGGCUUCGUCCCUUUCGGUCGCCCUGAUCGAUCGUCGGCGAGCAGAGAUGGUCGCCCAAGCCCAUCGCCACGUGCUUCAUCAAACAAUUUACGCGAAUCUCCUUCCCGCGACAAUAGAUUGUCGUCACUUGCAGAAUCUCCCCCAAAUUUGAGCCCAACUGCACCAACUAAUGGUACUAAUGGCGUGACGGCCCAGUCUGCUCAUAUUACAGACUCACUGCCUCAGCGACCGAAGACUAGCGGGGCAAACGGAAGUGGGGACAUGUCUGAUAUGUCUCAAAUUAUGCCACCACCUGGUCCGCCACCUUCGCAUUUGAAAGAAGUGAGCAAGGACUCAGAAGGAUUUAAUGUACCGGCACCUCAAAAUGAUCCAAUAUCCCAAGCGCAAGCCGAAGCUGCUCAAGAAAUUGAACAGCCACAAUUUAAACUUGAUAUCAGGCCAGACCCUAUCCAAGAACAAGAUGAUGAUGCAAAAGCGGCUCUCUCAAAUGUCGCCAAUACCUUGAGAUCAUCUCAAAUGAUUACGCCGAAUAGGAAACUAGGUACUGUUAGAGGCCGAAGAGAUGUGCGAAACACCAUUUUUGUGCCUUCCAAUAGUACUAUGCCGACCUCGGAAUCGUUCAACAUACCAACUACAGAAAAUCCUCCUCCACCUUCUCCAAGUUUGAUGCCUGGUAGAAGUGCUGCUCUGGCCGCAUUAUCCAACAGUGAUCACAGAGCCGCACCUAGCGUUUCUGACACUACAUCAAUCCGCUCUGGGCACUCACUUACGAAUCACGCUUCUGUGAAACAUGCUGAAAUGCACAAUAUUGGGUUGAAUGCUUCCAUAAUAGAGACUGUGAGCGCGACAUUUGAAAAUGGGGUUAUCAAGACCAGCAAAAUUAGCGGUGAAAUUGCUUUGGUGUAUAACAGAAGCAACGAUGACGAUGCGCCUUUACCACCUGAACAAGAAAUAAUUCGUAUCAAUAACUUUCCUAACCUGGAGGCAAUUGGUCCUAACAGAACCUUUCUCCAUCCAGUAUCAACAGAAAAAUCCGACGAAUUUACUAUCGACCUAGCCCCUAUCUCCGCUCGAAGCUCAGUCGGAUUUACCUACAAAGGCCACUCCGAUGACUCCAACGUUCUCGGCCAAGGGCCUCUCAUAAUAAAACCAGCAUGGCAACAACUCAGCGACAAACUCCAACUUCUCGUCGAGUACAGCGUCAAUCCCUCCUCAGGACUCGAGUCCAUCAACUUCCAAAACUUCGUCAUCGUCGCCCACUACGACGGCGCGCGCGCCACGGCCGUACAAACCAAACCAAGCGGCACUCACCUCAAAGAGCAAAAGUUGGUCUACUGGCGGCUAGGCGAUAUCACGCUGAAUGUCAAACCUAACAAAGUUAUCUGUCGUUUCGCCGGGUCCGAGGGCGCCGUUCCUACGCCUGGACGCAUUGAAGCGCGCUGGGAGAUUCAGGGAUUGGGGAUGGGCGAGGGGGUGUUUGGGAGUGGGAUCUCGUUGAGUAGACUUGAGGUGAAUAAGGGGAAGGAACGGGAGGUUGUGUUGAAAGAGGAUGAUCCGUUUGCGGAUGAGGGGACGGAGGGGGCGAGGGGGAAUUGGGUUGAUGUUGGCGGGGUGAGGAAGUUUGUUAGUGGGAAAUAUGAGGCUGUUAAUGCUGCUUUGUAA
This is a messenger RNA of Glarea lozoyensis ATCC 20868, 2631 nucleotides long. Its product is annotated as BAR/IMD. Lineage: Eukaryota; Fungi; Ascomycota; Leotiomycetes; Helotiales; Helotiaceae. The transcript has 6 exons. Gene Ontology annotation, biological process: septin cytoskeleton organization. Gene Ontology annotation, cellular component: cytoplasm; endocytic vesicle; cell division site. The record is from RefSeq and is a predicted model, not a curated record. Bases 1 to 2631 code for a protein of 876 amino acids.